AUGGUCGGCAGUGCUACGCAGGCGGCCAUAGAGUCAGGAGGGGCGGAUGCGGCGGCGGAAUCUGGGGGGAACGGCUCUGGGUGGGUAAAUAUUCCCCUUCAGCCAUGGAUUGAGGGGCAACCGCCCGUUGAAAAGGACGUAGAGGAUGCAUACGUGCCUACAGCAGAGGAGGUGGCAGCUGCAGCAGCGGAUUCGGCGGGCGAGAACGAGGUGGAGGUGGAGGAGGAGGUGGAUGAGGAGGGGGUCGGGGAAACUUGUGUAGGACGCGGAGGAAGUAGUGCACGGGGACGAGUCCGGGCAAGGGGACGGGCUGGCCGCGUGCAGGGUCGUUCGAGCGAAGGAGCAACCGAAGAUCACGGUGGGAGGCACGCCGGCGGUACCUCAAGAGGUGGACGAGGAGGUGGGAGGGUUGGUCGUGUGGCGCAGGGGGGUGGCGACGCUAGAGCGGAGGGUUCAGCCCCAGUAGAGGACGGCCCGUCACGUGCUGACACGCAGCGCAACGAGGGGGUUGGGGGCACGCCGUUGCGAGCUGGUGGUACCAGUCGUGGCGGCGGGACGUCGGGUGGAAGGCAGCGUAGGAUGAAGCGUCAAAGGGAGCGAAAGGAUCUGCAGUUCCCUCUUGGGGGUUACGGGAUGGAUGGGAAGGGCCCUGUCGUGCCCGAUGGGGAUGGAGCGUGGGAACACGCGGCAAGUUGGCCUAACAUCCCAGCCACGGCCGCGGAGGGGGUGGGGGGGGGCACGAGUGGUGGGAUUCGUGCUGCCAGCAUGUCCUCAUACAUCACUCCCCGGGUGCAGGAGCAGGAGCUGCGCUCUGCUCUGGUGGAGAUGUUCGCCGAUGCCGAUCUGCCAUUCCGCCUUGUCGAUCGGCCAUUAGUGAGUCUUUGUUAUUGUUCGGCUACAGCAUCGCAUUGUGCAUAUCAUUGA
Molecule: messenger RNA, 924 nt
Organism: Closterium sp. NIES-65
Lineage: Eukaryota; Viridiplantae; Streptophyta; Zygnematophyceae; Desmidiales; Closteriaceae
Source: the annotation of a GenBank genome assembly